Pungitius pungitius (ninespine stickleback) is the source of this 2190-nucleotide messenger RNA. RefSeq names its product DnaJ (Hsp40) homolog, subfamily C, member 30b (gene dnajc30b). The record is from RefSeq and is a predicted model, not a curated record. The transcript has a single exon. Bases 304 to 1485 code for a protein of 393 amino acids. NCBI's taxonomy places the organism in Eukaryota, Metazoa, Chordata, Actinopteri, Perciformes, Gasterosteidae.
GUCAAGGCUCGGCCUUCCAUACAGUCUUUUCCCAGAAGGUUCGGAAUAAAAUAAGGUGUUUUAAACUAGUGUCUUUAAGUUGUACGGCCAUUAUUACUAGAUAUAACGUUACCUUGCAAUUCACAUCAAACCUCAACCUUAAAAGAUUGACAUUUCAUAACACUAUGUUGUCCAAGACCUACAUAACUAUCGCACGUUUACACUGCUGUCUGAAAUGAUUGGUCCAAUUGCCGGGGUUCGAUAUUUACUUCCUGUAGGAAACGGAUUCCUAUUGGUUCCUCAUUGAUGACGUAGCUCUUCCGGAUGCCGCAUCAUGAGUUUAGCCUACUCGUUGUCGGCAAAAUGGCCGAGGUAGGUCAGAGGCUGUCCACCGGGGUUUACCGGCUUUCCACUCUCAGAAACAGCCGGAAUCGACCGGUGGUCACCGGAGAAGGUCCCGGAUCUCUGUUGGUUAACUGCACUUUCUGUGACAAUCGAUUAAAAGACGAAUCACGCAGAGAUCAACGUGACGUUCAGCCAAGAACCAAAACAACACAAUCAGAGAACCUUUCCAGAGUGAGGAGAAGUGAAAGUAAACGGGAAAAUGGGACUCUACUUUGUUCCACUUCUUUGGAGCUGGACUCAUCCCGUUUGAUCAAGGAGACCCUGCAAGCUCACACAACGACCUGGUACGUCUCUGCAAGACUGCAUCCUCUCCUCCAGGAGAAGCUGCUGCCUGGCCGGAUGACACCCUGGACCAGGGGAGGUGUCUCCAUCCACCCUGACGCGUUCAGGUGCCCCCAGCAGCUGCGAGCUUUCUGCACCGUUGUCUUCAUCCUGGCAGAGCGAGGGUCAGACAGCCGGAAGCGUCUGAAGCGACACCCCGACCCCCUGCAAGCCUCCACUCGAGGCUACAGCAGACGGAGGGACAGCAGCUCAAAGCAGCCUCCUCUGCUGCACAGAAGCCGGACGUCCUAUUACGACACGCUCAAAGUGUCCCCCGCUGCCACGCAGUCCCAGAUAAAGACGGCCUACUACAAGCAGUCCUUCAUCUACCACCCCGACAAGAACCCGGGCGACGAGGAGGCCACCCAGCGCUUCUCUGAGGUCAGCGAGGCCUACACAGUGCUGGGCAGCAUCAGCCUGAGGAGGAAGUACGACCGAGGCAUCCUGAGCAGGUCAGACGUCCAGGGUGCAGGGAGACCGUCCUCCGGGGAGGCCGCGAGCCAAUCCGCAGGCCCCCCGCAGCAGCAGCAGCAUCUCUACAGAGCCAGGCGCUUCUCCCAAGCGGGGGGGAAGACCAUGUUCGAUUUUGACGCCUUUUACCGGGCUCACUACGGGGAGCAGCUGCAGAGGGAGAGGGACAUGAAAGCCAGGAAGCAGCGCAUGCAGGAGCAGCAGGCGGAGUCUCUUAAAAGGUGGAGGCAGGGGAAAAUGAUGGAGAUGACUGCAGCGAUGCUGCUGGCCAUGGCCGGCCUACUCAUCGUAAAUCUCAGCAAUUCUUGAUGUAGAAGCAGUAACCUGAUGGGGUUGCAUGUGGAGGGGGAGGAGGUGCAAUCUGAGUUUUUUGUGUGAGUUGCAGGGGUAAACAAACGUUGAAUAACUGUCUUUGUCUUUUAAAGGCCACAGAUUUGUUUGUUAAUCAAAAUCUGUGUCUACUUACAAGCUGAUUGUAUUGAGACAGCAACGGAAUGGGAUCCAACACACUUUCCUGGAAAGGGAUCAAAACGGUGGUCUAAAAACCUCACGGCAGGUUGUGGAAUUUUUUUAUUGCUGUGAAUGUUUGUAAGUCCAAGAAUCCGAAAUGGCCCAUGUAUAUUGGCAAUGAAAAUUUUACCAUUUAAUUUAUUACAUAAUCACAAUCUUGUCAACGUUGAUACUUUUGCAGAUGCAGCAACGUGAACAAACAUGAUUUAAACAUACCUGCAAGUUCAGUUCUUAUUAUGAAAUGAUUUAAAGUAUGCAAUUACAAGAUUAUUAGGAAGGUAAUGCACAUUUCUAUGCCUUCUUCCAAGCGCUGAUGUGUUUGUACUGUACAUACAGAAUGCCACAUUAUCGUGACUUUGAUGUGAGGGGAAAAUGUAAAAAAGAAUAUUGUAAAAAUGAGUUGUUUUAUUUAUUCAUAGUAAAUAUGCUGUGGCAAUUAGCGGGCAUGUCUUUGUUGUUAUUUUUGUGGUUGUUAUAAGAUUUGACCUCUAGAGGGCGUCAGAG